Molecule: messenger RNA, 1673 nt
Organism: Paramecium octaurelia
Lineage: Eukaryota; Ciliophora; Oligohymenophorea; Peniculida; Parameciidae
Source: the annotation of a GenBank genome assembly
AUGAAUUUCAGCUUACCCGAUGCUCUUGCUUUAAUAAAAGAAGGAAGGGCAAAUGAGGCCGUUGAUUAGCUGAAUAAAUUUAUUGAAUGCUUGUAGCCUCUGAGUCCUUAAACAUAAUUGUUGGGAUAGCAACUUGGGAUUGAUUGUGAAUUUUUCAGGAUUGUUAAUUUUCAGGACUUUUAUGAUCCUGAUCCUUAAGUUUAGGCACUGCGAUUUAAAUAUUACGCAUACAAAGUAGCAAGUAAUUGAUACGAUUUGAAACUUUAGAGUGGGGUUAUUAGAUAAUUUAAUAAAAGAAAAAAGUGAAACGAAGACAUGAUUUAAUUGAGAAAUCGGAGUAGUUAGGUAUAUAGAAUGAAAUAGGAAGAACCUUUGGAGUUGAUAUGGAAUCCAAGUAAUUGGUUGAGUCUCGAUUGCAAUCAAUAUCUGAGAAAUUGUAGAAGAAGAAACAAAUAUUCUAAAAGUAAUUACUCUGUUAAUUGGACAUUGAAAAGAGACGAACUGACUACAAGGUUCAAUAGGAAGAUAAGAUAGAGAAAGUAAGAAAAGCUUUAAAAUCAGAUUAUGAUCACAAAAUAGUGGCUGUAAAGGAUCAUUUGGAGAAAGUCAAUGAGAAAUUAAAAAAUAACCAUAGAAUGAAAAAGAAGAUGGAGGAUGAAUUAAUUAAUAAAAGAAGUGAAUUAUUGAAAAAUGCUUCAUUGAUGUAAUGUUUUCAAUUAAAUUCAUUAGUGAUGAUAAAAUAAAUAAAUUGGAAGAAAUGAGAAAGGAAUAGAUUGAACAUAUGAAAUAAGCUAGGUCAUAAAAAAAAUAAAGAUAGCAUUCUUUUUAAGAGAAGUAGAAUUAACAGUAUGAGGAAUAUUUGGAGAGGAUGAAAUAGAAGUUAGAUUAGAAAAGUAAUUUAUAUUUUUAUUUGUUCUAGGGGUUGUUGAAAUUCAUUCUGAAAGUCAUAAAGAUUUUGGUAAAAGAUAAGUUUAUGAUAAUUAUGAAAAAAAUCUUGAAAAUAUCAUACUAAAGUAUUAGAAGUAAUAACCAAUAAUAAAUAAUUUACUUGCCAAAUCUAUUGAGUAAGUUUAAUAAAAGAAGUAAGUUGAGAUUGAGAAAUUUCAAAAGGUCAAAUCUAAUUAGAAAUUACAUUUGAGUACUCCCAGAAUAGAACCUAGAAAAGUAGAUGAAAUCUUGGAAAGAAGGGAUAAGAGACUCCAAGAGGAGACUAUUUUGAGAAGAGAGAUAUACUAAUAAAGAGUAUUAAAUUUUCUUCAAAAUCGUCAAUAAUUACAGAGAUUAUAAUCUUAAUAGGUCGAGAGAUACAAUGAAUUUUAUAGCAGAUAGAGUGCAAGAUUGAAAAAUAUAAGGAGUUCUCAUGAAUAAAUGAAAUCCACUGUAAAGUAAGUAUUUCGAGUAUCUAUUUAAGCUUUGCCUUAAUGUAAGCCAAUAGGAUUGAAGAAUAAACAGCUUUAAAGAUAUAGAGGGCAAUUUAAUUGAUAAAUGAUCCUGAUUUGCAAAUGUAGUUUAAACCAAAUGAAAAACUGAAUACUCAAUAGAAGGUAGCAAAGAAAAAAUAAGAAGAAAUGUAAUAAUUACUAAAAUCAUUUGUGACAAGUGAAGUUGAUUUAUUGAGAUUUUCUAAAUCUGUAACUGAGGUUAAAAAUGAAGAAAAUUAAUAAUAAAAAUGA